GGAAAGAGUCACGUAUUUCACGCCAUGGCUUCUCACAUCUUUUUUUUCUAAACCUAAUGUGCCUCUCUGCAGGGCAACCAUGUCUUCAUCUCUCCAGUUUCCUUCAGUUGUUGGCCCCAAACCAGGGGGCUUCCUCCUUGUUCAGCUCCAGCAGAAACCCCUGGCCAUUUGCCUGCUGAUAGGUAGUCUCUACACCUGUCCUGUAGACUAGGAAAUUUAUAAAGAAUGAAGUUUUAUUUCACCCAUGGUUUUGAAGGCUGAACUUUGAGAUCUGGCAGCUGCACUUGGUGAGGUCCUUUCUGCUGGUGGGGACUUUCUACUGCAUCCUGAGUCAAGCACAGAGCAUGGCAAGAAAAACCACUUUAUCUCUGUGGCCUGUAUCCGCAGACCUACUUGUUGCUGUGACCAUGUGGGGGCCUUACCUGUGUACCUAUCUACAUUUUCCACUAGACCACCAGCACCCGAAGAAAGAAAAACAAAGUCUGAGAUGGAUGUGACAUGAAUCAUUUUACAGGCUGCACACAACUAUGACCAUUUCUGAAGCCCUUUUCUCAGUAAAGUAGAUCAAGAUGGAUGAAUCUGCCUUGUUGGAUCUUCUGGAGUGUCCUGUAUGUCUAGAACGCCUCGAUGCCUCUGCAAAGGUCUUGCCUUGCCAGCAUACGUUUUGCAAACGAUGUUUGCUAGGGAUUGUAGGUUCCCGGAAUGAACUCAGAUGCCCGGAGUGCAGGACUCUUGUUGGUUCAGGUGUAGAGGAGCUCCCCAGUAACAUCCUGCUGGUCAGACUUCUGGAUGGCAUCAAGCAGAGGCCUUGGAAACCUGGCCCUGGUGGGGGCAGUGGGACCAACUGCACAAAUGCAUUAAGGGCUCAGGGCAGCACUGUGGUUAAUUGUAGUGCAAAAGAUCUGCAGAGCUCCCAGGGUGGACAGCAGCCUCGGGUUCAAGCCUGGAGCCCCCCAGUGAGGGGUAUACCUCAGUUACCAUGUGCCAAAGCAUUAUACAACUACGAGGGAAAAGAACCUGGAGACCUUAAAUUCAGCAAAGGUGACAUCAUCAUUUUGCGACGACAAGUGGAUGAAAAUUGGUACCAUGGGGAAGUCAAUGGAAUCCAUGGCUUUUUCCCCACUAAUUUUGUGCAGAUUAUUAAACCAUUACCUCAGCCCCCACCUCAGUGCAAAGCACUUUAUGACUUUGAAGUGAAAGACAAGGAAGCAGACAAAGAUUGCCUUCCAUUUGCAAAGGAUGAUGUUCUGACUGUGAUCCGCAGAGUGGAUGAAAACUGGGCUGAAGGGAUGCUGGCAGACAAAAUAGGAAUAUUUCCAAUUUCAUAUGUUGAGGUCCUGUUUUUUCAUGAGUUGGAGAGGAUUUGUCUGUUUCCCUUUUUCCCUCAUCAGUUUAACUCGGCCGCUAAGCAGCUGAUUGAAUGGGAUAAACCUCCCGUGCCAGGAGUGGAUGCUGGAGAAUGCACCUCUGCGGCAGCCCAGAGCAGCACUGCCCCAAAGCACUCCGACACCAAGAAGAACACCAAAAAGCGACACUCCUUCACUUCCCUGACUAUGGCGAACAAGUCCUCCCAGGCGUCCCAGAACCGCCACUCCAUGGAGAUCAGCCCUCCCGUCCUCAUCAGCUCCAGCAACCCCACGGCUGCUGCUCGGAUCAGCGAACUAACUGGGCUCUCCUGCAGUGCUCCUUCUCAGGUUCACAUAAGUACCACCGGGCUAAUUGUGACUCCGCCCCCAAGCAGCCCAGUGACAACUGGCCCUUCGUUCACUUUCCCAUCAGACGUUCCCUACCAAGCUGCCCUUGGAACUAUGAAUCCUCCUCUCCCCCCACCACCUCUCCUGGCUGCCACUGUGCUGGCCUCUACACCGCCAGGCGCUACUGCUGCUGCCACUGCUGCUACUGGAAUGGGACCGAGGCCUGUGGCAGGAUCCACUGACCAGAUCGCACAUUUACGGCCUCAGACUCGCCCCAGUGUGUAUGUUGCUGUAUAUCCAUAUACUCCCCGGAAAGAGGAUGAGCUAGAGCUGAGAAAGGGGGAGAUGUUUUUAGUGUUUGAGCGUUGCCAGGAUGGCUGGUUCAAAGGGACGUCGAUGCACACCAGCAAGAUUGGGGUUUUCCCUGGCAAUUAUGUAGCUCCAGUCACAAGAGCGGUGACAAAUGCUUCCCAAGCUAAAGUCUCUCUGUCCACUGCGGGUCAGACAAGUCGGGGGGUGACCAUGGUCAGUCCUUCCACAGCAGGAGGCCCUGCCCAGAAGCUCCAGGGAAACGGUGUGGCUGGGAGUCCCAGUGUUGUCCCCACAGCUGUGGUGUCAGCGGCUCACAUCCAAACCAGUCCUCAGGCAAAGGUCCUGUUGCACAUGACUGGGCAAAUGACAGUCAACCAGGCCCGCAAUGCCGUGAGGACAGUUGCAGCACAUAACCAAGAACGCCCCACAGCAGCAGUGACGCCCAUCCAGGUGCAGAAUGCCGCCUGUCUGGGCCCUGCGUCUGUGGGGCUACCCCACCACUCACUGGGCUCCCCGCAGCCUCUGCUGCCCAUGGCAGGCUCUGCUGCCCACGUCGCUGCUGUCACCAUCGGUCGAGCCAGUGCCCCCCUGGCCUGCGCUCCAGCUGCUUCUGUGACCUCUGCAAGCAUCACCACUGCCUCUCUGGAGAGUGAGCCCAGUGGUCGGGCAGCAACUGGCCUCCCCGGACUCCCCACAUCUCCCGACAGUGCAUCAUCAGCCUGCGGGAACAGUUCAGCAGCCAAACCGGAUAAGGACAGUAAGAAAGAAAAAAAAGGUUUGUUGAAAUUGCUUUCCGGCGCCUCCACCAAACGGAAGCCCCGAGUGUCGCCUCCAGCGUCCCCCACCCUGGAAGUGGAGCUGGGGGGCAGCGAGUUGCCUCUGCAGGGAGCGGUGGGUCCCGAGCCGCCGCUAGGGGGCGGCCACGGCAGGGCCAGCUCCUGCCCCAUGGACGCGGAUGGCCCGGUGCAGGCCGCGGCGGGCGCAGCCCUGGCCCAGGACGCUUUUCACUGGAAGACCAGCUCCCUGGACUCCGCAGUGCCCAUCGCCCCGCCUCCUCGGCAGGCGUGUUCCUCCCUCGGUCCUGCCGUGAGUGAGUCUAGGCCGGUUGUUUGUGAAAGGCACAGGGUGGUGGUUUCCUAUCCUCCUCAGAGUGAGGCAGAACUUGAACUUAAAGAAGGCGAUAUUGUGUUUGUUCAUAAAAAACGAGAAGACGGCUGGUUCAAAGGCACAUUGCAGCGUAACGGGAAAACUGGCCUCUUCCCAGGAAGCUUUGUGGAAAACAUCUGAAGAGCGUGACAAUGAGAAGGCUUAAACUCGAAUCACACAAUGAAACAGCACAAAGUGAUGUCAUGGAAAGAGCACCUCUGUGGACUUCCAGACAGCCAGAAGCUAACCGAAGCGGGGGGUGUGGUUCUAGAGCCUCCAGAAUGAGGCGGGGGUCUGUGUGGGUUUUGUCACUCUGGAUUCUGAUGUGUAAGGUGUGCCUUGUACUGUCUGAUGUACUACACAGAGAAACCUUUUUUUUUUUUAAGAUGUAUAACUAAAAUGGACAAUUGUUUACAAGGCCUAAUUUAUUUGCUUUUUUAAACUUGAACUUUUCUUGUAAUGGAUAAAUUCUUUGGAUUAUGAUUUGAAGAAAUUAUUAAUUUAUGAAUGAUCGCUGAGGAGAGGCUGGAUUACCUCCUCUUGAGAACAAGAGAUUUUUUUGUUUUACAUAGAAUGUGUCUUCCCUACCCCACCCCCUGUUCCCCCCUGUUCUAAUUUGUUUCUUAGAUAGAAAUGCCAGUUUCUAAUUUGACUUUCCUCUUCAGGAAGCCAAACGUACGACUGAAUCAGUAUCAAGUAGGGCCUGGGGUAGGGAAUCAGAAAGUUGAGAGAAAGUUAGUGAUUCCCUGUCUUUCUCGUUUGACCAGGAGUCAUCCUGAAAACCCAGUCCUCAAUUUAAUUUUGUGGAUUUUUUCUUUGAACUUUCCUACACCAAAAUUUGUGAAGUGAUAAGGAAAUAUAAAGCACAACCAUUGACUAAAAAUGUAUGCAGAAAUAUGUUUAGUUUUAUAUCAGAAGCAGCCCAAUGCAUUGGUUGGAAAGUAGGUGAAAUUGAAGUUAUACUCACUGUCUGAGAAUGGCUACAAAGCAUAAUUUCCAUUUUAACCCAAGUGAUGUGCAUGCCCAGGACACAAUUAAAACAUUUGUGAGAUGGUGGUGGUAAAUGAUGCCCUCGUGUUAAAGUCAAAGGCUGUAAGAAACACUGUGAAAAGUUUACAUUCAUCCAUUGUGAUUCUUUCUCCACCCUCUUGCAUGCGCUACUGGAUUCCCACAGUAAUUUAGACUAUGCAUGGUGUGUGUAUUUCAUUGCAGUUUCCUGUUGAGCUUAGUUUGCACUCAAAAUUGACCACGGCAGGAAGUGUAAAAUAAACAGCAUUCUCUUCUCUAACCCGAGAGCCACUACUGACGAAGGUCUCUUGAGUGCACUUGGCCCCUCUCUGGCUAAGGCAUCCGUUAGCCAUCACACAAGUCACUAGUGAAAACGCUCUUUUGUGUCCUCCCAGCAGACAGACGUACAGCACGAGUCCAUCCAGGAAGCUGCUCUGGCAACUUCUAACUGAAGCUCUGCAAGGCUUAGUGGGAGUGAGUUUGCCCACACCUUACAACUGUGGCAGGGCCCAACUGAGCCUGUCUUUUACAUCCAUUUGUUGUUGUCAUUGGCUUCUUCCACCAGUGUCAUACCCUGCCACUCAGUCGUGGGUCUAGGUAGUCCUGCGAACACAAGGAGGGAGACAGCCUGGUAGUGAAUGAGAUCGUUGCCACAAUUUUCUCAUGGAAAUAAGGAAAGAAAUAAACAACCAUCUUCCUCUCCUCUUCCCCUUCUUCCUCUCCCUCUCCCU
Molecule: messenger RNA, 4891 nt
Organism: Fukomys damarensis (Damara mole-rat)
Lineage: Eukaryota; Metazoa; Chordata; Mammalia; Rodentia; Bathyergidae
Gene: Sh3rf1
Product: SH3 domain containing ring finger 1
Exons: 15
Coding region: 570-3293 (907 amino acids)
Molecular function (GO): protein binding
Source: RefSeq, a predicted model, not a curated record